ACUUUGGUGGUUUUCACAGGGUUUUGCUUUUUGCUCAUCACAUUGAAAUUGAAAUUCAGAGAGAGAGAGAGAGAGAGAAAGAACAACAACAAAAACAUCAACACAAGUACACAACAAACAACAUACCCAACAAAACAAACCGAACUAUUUUGAAAAUGGGUACUAUCUGAAAGAAACCAACGUUUUUUUUCCUUACAAACAAUGAGACAACAUUUUUUAUGAGAUGAGAUGAGAUCCUUUUCUGUUACUGAAUAUACCUCGAUCUCACAUUUGUCUCAAAUUCACAAAAAAUUUGCCGAAAUUUCAAUUCAUUUGGAGUGAUCUUUGAAACAACAAUCUGUGGGAAAAGGUGGUCUUUGAUGGGUUUUGUUUGCUUCUUUCCUUAAAAUACGCUAACUUUCUUUUUUUUAUUAAAAAAAAAAAAAAACAGUGUUGGGUUUAUCCUUGGGAUUUGAGAUAGAUGACGUUGGUUUCUCGAACAAGUUUGAAUUUUGACGUAUGUGGGUUUUUAUUUUGGGAGUUUUAGGACACAGGAAUUUUCAGUUCGAGAACACAGUUUACACAAUUCGUUUUCCAAAUUAAGCCUGGUGGGGUUAAGCAGCACGUGGUGUUCGAGUUUAGUUUACGGUGGAUGUUGGAUUGUUGAUGAUCAUUUCUUAUUUUGGCAUGGUUUCUGAGAUAUGGUGGCGCAGAAGAGGAUAGAUUAUGAAUUUCAUGGCUAUCAGGUGCCAACCAAGCCUCGUGCCGCACGAUCAACUAGGAAGAGAGAUAUAUUUCAAAAAAGGGUGGAGGACAAUAAAAUGUGUGCAUUUGAUUUAUUGGCCACCGUAGCCGACACUUUAUUGCAAGAGAAACAGAAUCCAAUUACAUCUAGUGAUGGAUCAUCAAAAAAAGAUCAGCAUGGAUUCAUUAAAGAAGAGGGCCAAGAUGCAAAUAAACCAUUAAAAGCUGAGCUCCCUGAUGAAGCAAGUCGUGACAGAAGACAUCAACAUGGAUUUGUUAAGGAAGGUUGCCUGGAUGCAAAUAAACCCUUGAAAACCGAGUUUUCUGAUGAUGGAAGUAGCGACAAGAAAUGUUUCUCUACUCUUUCGUCACAGGUCUACGACCAAAAUUUCUGUUUGAAGGAAAAUCCGCAUCUUGAAAUCGAUGGUCAGUCAUGCAUUGCUUCUAUAGUAACAAGUUCUAGUUGCUCAGAGAGGUUAGUUUCUGACAUUUUGGUGAAUGGAAAAAGCCGUAGUGAAAUGAAAAAUGUUACUAGCAAAGUUGAAUUAGGAUCCUCUAGAUAUCUAGAUUGUAGUGAUUGCAACUUAGAUGGUGAUGUAAGUAAAGUAAAGGAUGAGCUACAAAAAUCUGAGAAGGUGCCACUUGGUACUGGGACUGGAAUGUGCUGUUUUGAGGAUACGAUGGAUGAAAAACCUCCUGCGCUAGUUAGUUCAGGUGGCAAUGCCAAGUUGUCUCAGUAUGAUGAUAGCUUGCCUCGUAGCUCACUGCUCAGACGUUGUGAUAAUGUAACAGUAGUUAGUAAAGAUGACGACGAAAACGUUUUGGGGUGUGCUCACCCUAGUUCAAAAACAAAGUCCUUUAGGUCAAAGACUUGUAUAGGUGAUCAAAGAAUAAGGAAAAGAUUAGCUUCUAAAUAUCGGAAAGUUGCUCGAGAAUCAAAGCAUGAUACACUUUCUAACAAUGUUUCGGAUAGAAAUUUCAACCCAGUAUACAGCAGUAGGAAGAACUAUUCUAAACGCCAAAUAUCUCAAAUGAAUAUUCCUUUCAAAAAGAGGAAGAUUUUCGACUGCGGCUCGACUUCAAAUUCUAAUGGAGAUGUCAGAAAUGGUUGCACUUAUUAUUCACCGAAGAAUGACAUGAAUCAAGGUGGUUCUCGUUCAUCAUCAUGGAUGCGCAAAGAUCCUGAAAUGUCGUCUUUGGCAGCACAUCAUAAUUCCACAUUACGAUCUAGAGAUUCACAUGUGAAGCUUAGGAUCAAAUCAUUUAGAGUGCCAGAGCUUUUCAUUGAGAUUCCUGAAACUGCAACCAUUGGUUCCUUGAAGAAGGCAGUGAUGGAGGCAGUGACUACACUAAUUCGAGGUGGAUUGCGUGUUGGUAUGAUUCUCCAUGGAAAGAAGCUUAGAGAUGACAGUAAAACUCUACUUCAGACCGGAAUUUCUCAUGAUAACGAGCUGGAUGCUUUGGGCUUCACCCUGGAGCCUAAUUCUUCCUCUCAAAGCCUACCACUCAUAUGUGCUAAAGAUUUUCUUCAUGUUCCGAGUGCAGACACGCCUCGAUCUUUAAUAGGGCAUUCUUCCAGUCCAGCUGUAAUUCAUCCGACUCAGAGGAUUCUAGGUUUCUCCGACACUGAGCAUCAAGUAACUGGUUUAGGUAACCUUGUUGAAAGUGAUCACGAUUCAGCACCUUCUCCUAUCAAUCCAUUAGGCGGACAAAAAUUGUCAGCUUCCAAAGAACUUACUCCUAUUCCCGAAAUGGGUACGGAGGGACUGGCUAUGCUACCAGUGGACCAGAAACCAAAGCGAACUGAGAUUUCACAGCGGCGAAUUCGUAGGCCUUUUUCUGUUGCCGAAGUGGAAGCGCUGGUUGAAGCAGUUGAGACACUUGGUACUGGAAGGUGGCGUGAUGUUAAACUUCGUGCUUUUGAUGAUGCAAAGCAUAGGACAUAUGUGGAUUUGAAGUGCAGGAUAAAUGGAAAACAUUGGUCCAUACGGCAAGAAUAUCCCCUCAACAAAGAAGAGGGGAGCCUGUACCACAAGAACUUUUGGAUAGGGUCCUUACUGCUCAUGCAUAUUGGUCCCAACAGCAACAAACUAAGCAACAGAUCAAGAAUCACCCUGAAACUUGCCUUCUACUAUAAUAUAGGAGGGUGUUGAUAGCAAUGGACCAUUUAAUGUGACUUUGUAGAUUGGGGUUGGUUAGGUGUUCAGGUUUUCUGACCCUUUUGGUUACUUACUUUUUGCUUUUUGUAUCUAUGAUGAUAUAUAUGUUUAUUGCUUUAUCUAUAUGAUGUAAAAAAAUUAUAUAUACUACAAGGAAGAAAGUGAAGCAUAGGGAAGAGAAUUUAUGUAAACAUUCUCUUUGCUCACAUUAUGGUUCUUUCCCUGUGUGGAGAGGCUAUUUCUUGUAAAUAAAUGGUUGGUGCAAUAAAAAAGGGGCUUGCUAAUAGAAUUUCUUUUAUGUCAA
Molecule: messenger RNA, 3186 nt
Organism: Cicer arietinum (chickpea)
Lineage: Eukaryota; Viridiplantae; Streptophyta; Magnoliopsida; Fabales; Fabaceae
Product: telomere repeat-binding protein 2
Molecular function (GO): protein binding
Source: RefSeq, a predicted model, not a curated record